Larimichthys crocea (large yellow croaker) is the source of this 7348-nucleotide messenger RNA. RefSeq names its product zinc finger protein, FOG family member 1 (gene zfpm1). Gene Ontology annotation, cellular component: nucleus. The transcript has 9 exons. Lineage: Eukaryota; Metazoa; Chordata; Actinopteri; Sciaenidae. Gene Ontology annotation, molecular function: RNA polymerase II-specific DNA-binding transcription factor binding. Gene Ontology annotation, biological process: megakaryocyte differentiation; erythrocyte differentiation; positive regulation of transcription by RNA polymerase II. The record is from RefSeq and is a predicted model, not a curated record. The coding region runs from base 621 to 4565 and encodes 1314 amino acids.
GCGCGCUCUCUCCCUCAGUAGUAAGCAGAGUAGCGCUCGAGCUCCAUUGAAAGUGUCUCCACCGGUUCAGACACAGCGCGAGCGGACGAGGGGGCGGACCGGCCAGAGGAAACUUGACAGAGAAACAAUAGCAGCCACUCCAUGUAACUGUUAUUAUUAUUUAACAGCGUUUCAAUAUUGCUCCAGGACGCGACCGGCUGUGCUCGCUUUGGCACACACACGCACACUCACUCACGCGUAAAAGCGGUUGUGGCGGAGGCGCGCCCAGCGCAGAGGAAUAAACGUUAAAGCAGGAAAGACGGAGAGAGGUGGAGAGAGGUGGAGGUGGAGGUGAGAAAGGCACGUUUGGGAAGAAGAAGAGAAAAGAGAGAGAGAGAGAGUAAAAAAAAGGAGGGCAGUGACAAGUCAACAGCCACAGGUAGCCGUGUGCGACCGUGCGCUGUCGUGGCAGAAGAUAUCAAAGUACAGGCGGGUCAUGCGGAUUUCUCCGGUCGCUGAUCGGAGCGACGCGUCGCGGCAAUAAACGGAGAGAGAGAAAGACGAACAAGGAGGAGGAGGAGGAGAAGACAGAAGAAACCAGACCGCUUUAUCAGUCCGUCCCAGCGGGCUCCUUGUCAACCAUGUCCCGGAGAAAGCAGAGCAAACCUCGGCAGAUAAAACGUUCCCUCGGAGAUCUCGACGGCGGCGAGGAGAACACGCCGGACAACCUCAGCCUAUCGGGAGAGGAGGGAGGAGCCUCGGACCCAGAUGACUCAGCGGAAGGCGACAGCUCCAGCCCCCCGCCGUACACUCCACUGUAUAACGAAGAGCCCAGAACGCAGGACUCUCGAGGAGGUCCCGAUGAUGAAUACGAAGACAGGGAGGAGCAAGGUUCGACACACAGCGGCAGGGAGGAGCAAGACGAAGGAGCGGAAGAAGAGGAGGAGGAGGUGUUACAGUGGAGAGGUCCAGAUGACCUAGAGUUCAGUGAUGAAGGCGGUGGCAGCAGGGUGGUGGCCAGCAGAGACCUCCAUCCGGACAAAUCGUGGGGGCCCUAUCCAGGAGUGAUCCAAUCAGAUGGCAGCACAGAUGAUCAGGAGACAGGAGAGAACUCGAGGUUGACUCUGGUGUGUGAAGAGCCAGACUGUUGGAUCAGUCUGCUCCCUCUGACCUCUGACGCCUCAGCCGCCAACUGCACCAUCUACAGCCGAGGUGAGGAGUUGUUCUGUAAGGUGACCGCAGAGCUUCCGGCCGGUGAAAGGCUCUUGGCUCACCUGUCGCCCCCUCCUGGUUCUUCCUCGUCCCCGUUGGGCCAGCUCUCCCCUCCACUCAGCCUCGUCACCCAGAAACAACCUGCCGUGAAGGAGGAGCCGCUGUACCCGGCGGCGCUACACUCAGAAAUCCAGCUCCUCCCACAACAAGCCGGCAUGGCCGCCAUCUUGGCUACUGCUGUUGUCAAUAAGGACAUUUUUCCAUGCAAGGACUGUGGGAUCUGGUAUCGCAGUGAGAGGAACCUGCAGGCACACCUCAUGUAUUACUGCGCCAGCCGUCAGAAGCAGCCGGCCACAGCCUCGUCCCCGCCACAAGACAAACCCAAGGAGUCCUACCCCAACGAACGCGUCUGCCCCUUCCCACAGUGCAACAAGAGCUGCCCCAGUGCCAGCUCACUGGAGAUCCACAUGCGCACACACAGUGGUGAACGUCCGUUCGUCUGUCUCAUUUGUCUGUCAGCCUUCACCACGAAAGCAAACUGUGAGCGCCACCUUAAGGUCCACACGGACACCCUGAACGGAGUGUGUCAUGGCUGUGGCUUUGUCUCCACCACACGAGACAUCCUCUACAGCCAUCUGGUCACCAGCCACAUGGUUUGCCAGCCUGGAUCUCGCAGUGAGGUCUACUCCCCGGGGCCAGGCCUUCCCAAGCUCUCCCUUUCCACUGGUCUCAGUCCAGGAGACUCUGGUGUGGUGCUGAAGUGUCAAGUGUGUGGCCACAACUGUGACUCCCCCGCCCAGCUUCAGCAGCAUGUACGAAGUACCCACCUUGAGGUCAGGGACCCAGCUGAAAGGAGCCCCACCCCUCGCCAAAGUACUCCAUCAUCAGUUGACCAGCCCCAGGAGAGGGAGCCCCUAGCUUGUGUCCCUAAGCCAGAGUCAUCCAGCCCGGGUGCAAACGGUGGUUCUGCCACGCCUCGAGACUAUAGUCCUAGUGACACCCCAACCAUUGACCUAAAGAUCAAAGAGGAGCCACAUUCGGACACUGAGACGGAAGUGCAGCAAAUGGUGAUUAAGGAGGAUGGAGAGGAGGACGAGGAGGAUGAGGAGGAGGAAGAGGAAGAGGAGGCUGGCGAAGACGAGGGGGAUCAAGAAGCAAAAAGGAAGACAAAGGAAGGCCAAACUGCCGCCUCCUCCUGUCAGAUAUCAAACUCUCCGAAGAGUCCGGCCACCACGACUGUGAAGGCAGAACCAACUAGUCCCACCCCUGGUUCUAGCCCUGCCCAUGUGGGAGGUACAGGGUCGGUUCUUCCAGGGGGAGCGCUGUUCUUGCCUCAGUACAUGUUUAACCCUGAGGCAGCCAUUUUGCCUCAGGCCUCAGAGAUACUGGCUAAAAUGUCAGAGAUGGUCCACAGCCGUCUGAAACAGGGCCAGACGGUUCCUCAGAACAACCCAGCGGCCUUCUUCCCCUCUGGACCGACUGCACCUACGGCCACAGCCACUCCACCCCACAAAGGAGCCACCUGCUUUGAGUGUGAUAUCACCUUCAACAACAUUAACAACUACUAUGCACAUAAGAGGCUGUACUGCUCCAGUAGGCACCACGGUGAAGGUGCAACAUCAGCUUCAGGCCCCGGAUCAACGAGGGAUGCAGCCCCAGCCACGGUGCCUUCCAGUGGGACACAUGGCGCAACUGCAUCUCCUCAGGGUGGAGCAGCAAGUAGAGCAGCUUCUGCCUCUCCCACUGACUCUGACCCGGCUGCAGGGAGUGGAGCAGCAGAAUCUAAGAAGGUGGUGGAGGUGAAGACCGAAGCCACUGUGGGGAGAGAAGGAAUAUCAUCCUCUUCUGAAGGGGAAGGCGGAGGUGGAAGUGCUGGAGGAGGAGCUGGAGGAGGAAGAGCAAGCGAAGGUAGCCAGAGUCCCGCUAGUGGUUCUGCAGAGGACUUAGAAGACGAUCCCAAUCGGACCUUUUGCGAAGCCUGCAACAUCCGCUUCAGCCGUCAUGACAAUUAUACUGUUCACAAACGCUUCUACUGUGCAUCCCGCCAUGACCCAUCCAACCACCGGUCCACACACAUGACCAAGGCAACCACCACAGCAGCCUUCCUUCCUCAGCCCAUCCGCACACGCAAGAGAAAGAAGAUGUACGAGAUUCACAUGGCCAGAACUGAAGCCUUAGCCAACGCUGCUGCUGCCGCCGCCGCCGCUGCCCCAUCUCCCUCUGUUCUGGGCUUGGCAGUGAAGCAAGAAGUUUCUCCCGGCGGUGCAGGUAGUUCUAGUCCCGAAGGAGAUGGCCCGAUUGACCUCAGCAAGAGACCCCGUCUGAGAGAGGGCCCACGAAACAGCAGUAGCAGUAUUCUCCCUGCCCUGCCUCUUAGUGACUACCACAAGUGCACUGCCUGCAGUAUCAGCUUCAACAGCAUUGAGAACUACCUGGCUCAUAAAACAUACUAUUGCCCCGCCACCACCCUUCAGCCCCACACCUUGGAGCAGCUUCACAGGCUCAAGAGAUCGGCCUCUACCUCUCCCAAAAGCAGGCCUCAGCAGGAGCGUCCAGACCUUCUGCAUCCUGUGGAGGCUAAAGCUCUCCCUGCUGAGUGGGUUGCCCAGGCUCAAGGCACGUCAUCCAGUCCUCAUCCCUCUGCCUUACCUGCCCCCAACACCACAUCUCCACCCCAUACGACCACCACACUUGCAGCCACCCCUGGAGCUGGAGCCAAAGGUGUAAGCGCCAGUUCUCCACAAGUGAUCUGCCCAUACUGCCCGAACAGGCUCAUCACGUGUGAUCUGAUGGAGCACUUCAAGACUACCCACGGCCUGGUUGUAACCAUUCAGCCACCCCAGGAGUCCCUGCCCCAGCCAGGCAGUGCAGUCAGUCGCAGCCCCAGCCUUAGUCCCAGGGAUGGAGCUACUGCUACCACCUCCGCCACCCCAGCUAGCCAGCCCCACCAGGUCUCCCGAGUGCACAGAGACGGCAUCAAUGGGCAGGCAAGGAGCGGUACAACUUCCCCUGCCUCCCCACUGGUAAACGGCAGCCCUUCAGCUGGGGAUGGAUCACCUUCAGCCAGCUCACCUCUACCAGUGUCUCCCCAAAGGGCUCCCUCUCUGACUUUGUCACCUGUGCCUGAGAUCCUGAGGGAGACUGUGGGGUCAUCCCACCUUCCAAACAAGGCCACGCCAACUGUGGCCACCCAUCCUGUCGUCACACCCCAGCCCGCCCCAAUCCCCGGCACUAAAACCACAGUGAACUCCCCUGUUCAGAACGGUAACUCCCGCUUCUGUCGGCUGUGCAACAUCAAGUUCAGCAGCCUCUCCACGUUCAUAGCUCAUAAGAAAUACUACUGCUCUUCCCACAGUGCCGAACACGUCAAGUGAGCCAAGUGAUUCUUUUGUCCUCUCCAUCUUCCCCUUCCUUUAUCUCUCUGAGUGGAGGCUUUCCUUCCCUAAGUUCCAAGAAGCUCAGAUGUCCCUACUCCUCUGCCAGUCCUCCCACAUGGGCACCCAACUGGCAUGACCAUGAAUGACAAUGAAUGACUGUUACUCACCUGGCCGGGCCUCGAUGCCAACUGCUCCAGAGCAGAAUUUGCAGGUGGUGUUACUAACAUAUAUUAACUGAUAUUCCUCCUCCUAUGGGUCAAAGUUUGUAGUACACUAAGAGCUGAGACGGAUGCUACCUGCACACACGGCUGUGCCCUCGUCCCCUAGAUCACUCUCUGUCUUAGUAUUCCCCCAGUUAAACAUCCACCACUCCCCGGACUCACAGUAUGUUGCAUUGCGGGACGUUAAAAAGAUCUAUGUCAACAACCUCUUUUUUUUUGUCUCUGUGUUGAACUGAGUUCAUAAUGGCAGUAAUUGGAUUCUGACUAUUGGAGGCAUUUCUGACUGAUGAUGAUUCAGUAAUGACGAUGCUGGUUAUGAUGAAUCGUCGGUCUUUUCCUGAGCUCUUAAUGUUCCAGACCUAAAAAAAAACAAAACACGGAGGAAUCAUUUAUGUUGUGUGGAAAAGACUUGAUCAUUGUUAAUGUUUUUAUUAUCUGUGCAUAGUGUAUGAUGUCUGAAAAAAAGAAUUCUAUAAUGCUUUUGGUUUCAACACUGGCUCUUUUUUGCUUACUAGAGAAGCGAAAGCGUUUUUAGCUGAAAAAGAAAUAUGCGGUAUCACAAUGUUACUAAUUACUGAAGGAUAUUUCAAAAAUGGACAGUUUUUUUUUCCUCUUUUCUUUCAUACACACAAUUUUUUUAUUUUCUCUUUUAAAAAUGCAAGGGAGAGAAAAAAAUGUGAAAUAUUUAUCUUCUAUCUUUUAGUCCUCACUGAUUUCAUGUCAACAGAAAACUACCUACCUGGUGUCUGAGAGUAUUUGUAUUUUUUAUUUGUAUAUUUUUCAUACUGUUGGAAGGAACUAUUUGGAUCUGGGUGUGUUGAAGUGUAUUUUCUAAGUGUAGAUAUGUAAUAUCUUCUCACAGUAAUCACUGGGAUCACACUGAACUUUAUUAUCACGUUAGCAUUUGUCGUUCUGUUCAUGUAGUCUUUAAUUGAUGGUGAGGUCUGAAAAAAAGAAAAAAGAAAAAACAGCGCUGUGUUUAUUUUUUAUCCCCUCUUGUACUUUGCUGAUUAACGACAUGAUUAGAUCAGAACAGCUUCCUCACUCACAGUUUUUCACAUCAGAAAGUUGAAAAGAGCGGCUCUGAUGUUGUUCAUGCUUUGGUUAAAACGAGCCUCCCAAAUUUUGAGGUAUCCAAAAUCUUCUGCCUCCCCACCACGCACGCAAAGCAGGACCUUUUUUAAGGACGCACAGCUUUGCAGUGUUUGUUGCAUUUCAGACUUACACCGAGGGAUACACAAAACACAUGCUUUGGUGUCUAACACACAUCUAAGAAGAUGUUAUUUUUCUGUUUUUAAUGACUGUGUUUCUGUCCGGCAAUGAAGGUAUAGCAGGGAAUAGUCACAUCUUAGUAUAACACCUCACACCGUAGAGUAAGCAUAUAUGUAAUAACCACUUAUUGUGGCCCACCAUGUGUGUGUGUGUGUGUGAGAGAGAGGCUGUUGCUCUCCCUCAUCAUGCACACAUACAGUUUACACCACAGGUUCCCAUGCUGCGGUUGCAGUUGCAAUACAGUGUUCGUCAGAACUGUGAAAUACUUUUUUUUUUUUUCUUUCUCCAAUAUUGAUGCAAACUUACCAAUGUAGGGCUCAUCUUAAGCUGUUUUUAAAAGCCCGGGGAUCAUUUAGAAUUUAAGAUAUCAAUAUAUAAUAUUGCAACCAGUUGAAUUUGUUACAAAUUUGGUCCUUUUUCAUUUUUUUUUCUCCUCUAAAUUCUAAAUAAUCAAGAUUUUCCUCAGGGUUUCACUCUGGGAGAGCUGAGGCCAGGCCUCCCAGCAGAGGAACACAUGGACCAGCCUGCUAUUAGACAUUUUUGAUCAAAUUCUAAUAUCGGUCUAACUGUAAACCUACCGACACAUGACAGAUCUGCACCUCUGUUUAUUCAGUAGUAGCAUUAAAAGACCCACAAACAAACCUGUUAAUGUCUACCCCAUCUGCCUGCUACCAGAACUGGAAAGCAAAUGUUAAAAGUGAAGGAUAUUUUUGAAUAUAAUUGAACAUUUCUGGUUGAUUUUCUUUUGUUUUGCUGUGGUUUGGAGCAGCACUGUACCAGACACAUCUUACUACUACUGUAAGUGUUUACAAUUGUGCUGGUCUAUCUCUCUCUCUCUGUCUCAGUUCUUAAAAAUAAAAGAGAGGAGAUGAAGUCACAGAGUCAACCCUGUCACAAAUUGAGGAACUAAGUUCUGGAGAAUCAUCCUUUAAACUUACCCCCCCAUUUAAUUGCACUGUGUUGUAUAAAAAAUGUGCUGAAUGUUUUAGUUUUAGGGACUUUUUUUGUAAUGUAUUUAUGUUAUACAGAACUUUUACCCCCCGUCCAAAAUGUGUCAUCAUUCUACCUUGAAGGACUUUCUGAAAGAUUUUUAACCCUCGCAGAAAACUUUUUUUUUUCUUAGUUGCAAACAUGUUUAUGAUUCCUCUAAUGUCCAGUCCUUAACGGAGAAAAUCACAAUGAAUGUCAAAACUUUUAUUUCCUUUUUUUUUUAAAACUUCAUUUCAGUUCCACUACACUCUUGUCCAAACUAUGCAUGGGAAAUAAAAAAAAGUUCUGAGAGACACU